Messenger RNA from Acaromyces ingoldii, 3789 nucleotides. RefSeq lists its product as hypothetical. The record is from RefSeq and is a predicted model, not a curated record. Bases 1 to 3789 code for a protein of 1262 amino acids. The transcript is spliced from 5 exons. NCBI's taxonomy places the organism in Eukaryota, Fungi, Basidiomycota, Exobasidiomycetes, Exobasidiales, Cryptobasidiaceae.
AUGGGCCUGCUUCUCGCGCCGUACAACAAUGCCAUGCGCCUUGGCCAGGGCUUCAACUCGUACACGCACGAGAUCUGCAUCGACGACGCCGUCGUCGUCAGCCCGCAGCAGCCGGAAAACGUGCUGACAAACGACGGCAACACGAUGCGGCUCGCAGCCACGGUGCUGGGCCGGUCGAGCGCGUGGACAAAGCAGGACGAGGUGCUGCUGGACAUGGGCCGCCUCGCCGUGGCCAAGCAGGACCGAGACAACAAGGAGCGCGCCGCCGACACGGUCCGUGCCCGGGACGAGGCCGCCGAGGCCAGGAAGCAGAGGGAGGAGGCGAAAGAGGAGAAGGAAAAGGAAAAGGAAAAGAAAAGGGAGACCAAGGCAGAGGCGACGGGCCAGCGGGAAGCGACAAGCGAGGGUGUCGUCGAACACGACGACGAGAACGAGGACGGGGACGAGGACGGGGACGAGGACGAGGCUGACGGAGAGCAGGCGGCGAUCAAGCCGAAACCGGGCGGAAGCGUCGCAAAGGCCAUCGCCGAGGCCGAGGCACAGCAGGUCAAGAGCCACGAGGCGCUGGUCAAGGAGCAGGAGGCGCUGCGGAGCAAGCGGGCCGAGCUGGACAAGGCACGGGCGCGACGGGUGCGCAACCCGGCCAUGGACGCGGCGGCGGGCAAGUACAAGAGCGCGCUGAGCCUGGCCGAGAUGGCCGAGAUGCACAAAAAGGUGAUCCUCGAGGCCGAGCGGACGCGGCGCAAGACGACGGCGCCGGGCAUGAGCAAGCAGGGAAGCAAGACGAUGGUGUUUGACAUCAAGAACUCGAGCGGUGUCAGCCAGACGGUCAUCUACCGCGCCGAGUUCAUCGACAAGCUGAGCGAGAUCACCAACGACCUCGGCAUCAGUGCCGCCCUUUCGAUCCAGAAGGGCUGCAUCGGCGGCUCGGGCAAGGGCUCGUUUAUCGACACGGACAAGUUCAAGUCGUCAGACUUGAAUUACUACAUCAGCGUCAAGGUCAUCAACCAGUCGAUCAACUUCCGCGACUGUCUGGAGUACAACCCGCUGCCCAACAUCGACGCUGGCGGGUUUAGAAAGGUGUUUGGCGACAGUUUUAUCUCUGGCUUCCUCGAGGGCGGCGAGCUGAGUGCCUUGGUGACGAUGAAGGUGCUCAACAAGAGCAAGUCGACCGACAUCAAGGUCGAGGGCGCCAUCACGUAUGCCAACACGAGCUUCGACGUGUCGGGCGAGGUGGCGUACCAGAGCGCCAAGGCCAACCUGGAGCUAAACACCGAGACGACGAUCCAGGUCAGCUGGCAGGGCGGCGGCGUCAUCAAGCCGCCCAACGAGCCGUGGACGAUUGAGUCGCUGACGCGGGCCGCCGCACGGUUCCCCGACCAUGUGGCCGAGUCGCCCCAGCGCACGUAUGCGAUCCUGACAAAGUACGAGAACCUGCGGAGUUUCCAGGCGCUCAAGCCGCCGAAGCUGACGCCGAUUGCGUACGAGAAUGCGUCGCUGUACACCAACGAGCUGCUGGAUGUGUUUAUGACGUACAAGUCCAUCUACACGCGCCUCACGGUGCUGAUUGCCGAUGUGCAGAGCAACACGCUCAAGUUCACCAAGGCCGAGCUGGUGGGUGCGGCCAAGGAGCUGUCGAGCCAGAUCACGAUGCUCGAGAAGCAGGCGAGCGAGGGCGAUGCCGACGCAGCGCGCGUGCUCACGCUAGCGCGCUGGGAGGAGCUCGACGACGUGGAAAAGCAGCAGCGCAUCGGCCUGUUCCCCAGCUCCCUCGACGGCCUCGACGAUGCGCGGCGUGCGGUGCGCGUGCAGAUGAACAUGGUCAUCAACCGCGUCGACGAGGUGACUGCCAAGCCGAAUCUGGUCAUUGACCAGCCGCGGGAGGCCUUCCUGGCGCCGUUUGCCUUUGAGGUGCUGCUGCCCAGCGUCGAGCCGGCGCAGCGCAGCACCAAGCGCGGGACCCCACUCACGGGCGAGCGCAUGUUCAUCAGCUCGGCCGAGGCGUCCGAGGAGCAGCAAAGGGCCAAGCAGGACGGCGCGCAAAAGCAGGCGAGCGGCGGCAACGUGUACGGCGACAUGACCGAGGCAAGCCGGCUGUGCUACAUCAAGCCAGAAGAGAAGAACAAGGGCGGCGGCGGCGGCGACUACCAGCUGCGCCUGUUUGCCGACGAGGCGACGAGCAUCGACAAGUUCCUCGCCUCGCGCGACCCGGGCAUCGAGGACACGCUCCGGCUCACGCCCCUCAUCGGCAACCAGGACACGGUGCCGUGCCCCGGCGACCUGUUUAGCGCCCUCGACUUUGUCCGGCCUGAUUUCCUGCUCAGCCAGGUCACCGUCACGAUGCACGAGGGCGUCAUGGCCGGCCUCGUGUGCCGCUACGCCAACGGGCUCGCGUGGCGGCGCGGUCUCGUGGAUGCAGCGGGCAGCAAGGAGGAGGAGGACAAUGCGGUGAUCAAGCUGGCCAGGGGCGAGCGCGUGACGUCGGUCGUGCUCACGCUGGGCACCGAGGCCGUCGAGCGCGGCCGCGAGGCGAUCCUGUCGAUGAAGCUGUGCACCAACCACGGCAAUUCGGACGUGGCCCAGUCGGCGUCGACGCGGCGUGCUGGCUUUGGCCGUCGCAUCGUCGCCGGCCGCGCGUUUGAAAAGGUGCGCACCAUCACGUUUGAGUCGCCGCUGGAGCGCGGCUACGUGAUUGGCUUCUGGGGCCGCAGCACGCAGAGCAGCGACGACGAGCGCGCCGUGUUCCGCCUCGGCAUGGUAUGGGCCAACGAGCAGCCGAGCGAUGCGCGACGACCGGCCAACAAGGCGGUCGAGGAGGCCCAGGCCAAGGACGCGCUGGCCGAGCGGCGCCUCGAGGAGGCCCAGGUGCUGCGCAAGCGUCUCACCGAGCUCGAGGCACGCAGCAGGGCGGCAGCUCAGGCGGCCGAGGCCGAGCACCAGCGGCUGCAGCAGGAGAUCACGUCUGCGCAGGAGCUCCUCGCGCUGGCCAAGAAGGCGCGCGAGGACGAGGCCGACAGCGCGGCGCGCGUGCUGCUGGCCAAGAAGGAGGCAGCCAGGGGCCAGCUGGCCGCGGCCGAGGCGCAACGGCUGGCCGAGUCCACCGCGGCCGCACAGCUGCUCGCCAGCGAGAGGCAGGACGCCGCCGCCAAGCUCGCGCAGGCCGAGGAGCAGCGCAAGACCGGCGUGGCCAGCCUCGAGGACGGUGCACGUGCGCAGCUGGCCAGCCUGACGAGCACCAAGGACGGCCAGAUCGCCACGGUGCAGGCGAGCCUGGAUGCCGUGACGCGGGCCAAGGAGCAGGCCGAGCGGGAGCUGAGCAGUAGCCAGAGCAGAGCAGGCGAGCUCAAGCGUCUGCUGGAUGCGCGCAGCCUCAUCAACAGGAGCCCCGUGCGGCUGCACUACAGCGACGGAAAGGUCAUCGACCACCACGAGGGACGCAAGAGGCCCAUCAUCCACGACUCGCACGGGGGCAACAACCAGAAGUGGUACUUUGACCAGAGCGCCGAGGAUGCCUUCCGGAUCCGGUGCGCCCAGCCGGCCGAUGGCCGGUGGUGGUACAUUGGCCUUGGCGGGCACAAGGGCGGCGACCAGUAUGAGCUGUGGAUGAACAACGACGGCGACGAAUGGGUCAUCAGCGCUGUGGGCGAUGGCCGGUUCGAGCUCCAGCUGAGGAGGGACCGCCAGAUCACAGUCGAUCUGCUCGGUGACAACCCCAGUAACGGCAACGACAUCAUCGGCUGGCGGGGCGGCAAGAACCGCGCGGACCAGUGGCUGGCACAGGGCGUGUGA